Molecule: messenger RNA, 954 nt
Organism: Fraxinus pennsylvanica
Lineage: Eukaryota; Viridiplantae; Streptophyta; Magnoliopsida; Lamiales; Oleaceae
Source: the annotation of a GenBank genome assembly
AUGGUGUCCAAUAGCACAGAUCUCACUUCAAAACCUUCAUUGCGCUGGAAAAUCCUCCGCCGGGCCCUUCUUCACCGUCCGUCAUCUGAUUCUGAAAAUCAGCCCGAAAUCGGUUUGAAUCAGAUAUCUAGAAAAACGAGAAUUGGGUUUAAUUUGAUACCGUGCUAUAGAAUAAAUAAUGACGAUCUAGUUGAAGAAAAUUCAGAUUCUGUGUCCAAUAGCUUCAGAGAUGCUUGUUACUGUUACAUAUUACCUGUUUCUAAUGCUCCCAAGCUUCUUAUACACAAAAGAGUGGAAGAUUGCGUGGAUCUCAAGGAUUUUGAAGCUUGUAACAGAUAUGGCAUUGACAACACGGGGCUUGUUUGUCAGUGGCCAUCAGAGGAUGUCCUUACCUAUUAUUGCUUGUCGCAUGCUGAUAUGUUCAGGAGUAAAAGAGUAAUCGAACUUGGAUCAGGCUAUGGCUUAGCUGGCUUAGUUAUUGCAAUGGUCACAGAUGCAUUAGAAGUAGUGAUCUCAGAUGGAAAUCCUCAAGUUGUUGAUUACGUCCAGCGUAACAUAGAUGCCAACUCAGUUGCAUUUUGUGGUACAAAGGUAACAUCAAUGAUGCUGCAUUGGGAUCAUAAUGAUGUCUCAAGUGUAUCCAGUACCUUUGACAUUGUCAUUGCAAGUGACUGCACUUUCUUCAAAGAAUUCCACAAAGGCCUUGCGCAAACUAUCAGAUGCUUGCUUAAAGAAGAAGGCCCGUCUGAAGCCAUACUUUUUAGCCCCAAAAGAGGUGAUUCGUUGGAUAAGUUUCUGGUAGAAGUUAAGGAUAAUGGGUUGAACUUCAGCAUAACUGAAAUGUAUGAAAACGAAAUUUGGAGGCGUCAUCAAGUAUUCAUUGACGGGGAUAACUCCUGGCCAAACUAUGACAAGGAUCACUGCUACCCUUUAUUCGUCAGAAUUACACUGUGA